AUGCUCACCACUAUACCACCAACGCUGCACAGCCGGGCCGCCCCCGGACGCCGGCCCAGGCUCCGCACCAGCGCCUCCUCGCCCUCUCGCCACCGCCUCCGCCGCCUGCCGCAGCCCUGCCCCGACGUGCCGGCCGGCCGCAGCUCUGCGCCGUCGCGGGCGCCACCAGCGGCCGCCCGGCGCCCCACCCGCGCCACCCCCACGCAGCCCUGGCUGCUCCGCAGGCACGACCGCCCGCCGCCUCCGCCGCCCGCCUCUGGGGGGCGCUCUCGCCGCCCUGCGGCUCCCGGGCCCUCGGCUGCCCCCCGGCAGCCGGGCAGCUGUCCGUCGCGUGAGCGAGGAGCCCGUGGCGGCCAGCCUCCCGUCAGGAGGUCCCGGCUGGGCUGGGCCGAGCCCGCACGCGCCAGGGCGCCAGGGCGCCAGGGCCGACGAGGAAGGGCAGGGGGUGCGGGGGGUCGGGUCGACGGCGGGCAGGACGGGCCCCCGCGGUCGCCCCGCGCCUCUGGCCGCACGGGGCCGGGCGGAGGCACGAGGGAGGAGAAGGAGGACAAGGAGGAGAAGGAGGAGAAGGAGGGCCCUGGGGGCCGGCGUACGUUUGGGCAGCGCGGCGGCGGCGCCCGCGACCAAAAGAGGGCGUGUCUCGCCUCCCCGUCGGGGAAUCGAACCCCGGUCUCCCGCGUGACAGGCGGGGAUACUCACCACUAUACUAACGAGGACGGCGGCGGCGGCCGCCCGGGCGCCCGACCCCUCUCCGCCCGCCCGCCCCCCGCCGGCCUGCCUGCCUGCCCACGCCCACCCGGGCCCUCGACGUCCCGCGCGCCCGUCCUGCCAGGCGCCCGCCACGUGCCCCGGGCCACGGCCCACCCGGCCCGACCCCCCGGCCGCCGCGUCAGCGCGCACAGCAGUCCCCCGGCCCGACUCGGAGCGUCGCGCCCCCGGACCCGCCGCCGCCCCCGCCCCCCCAGCCGCGCGGGGAUGGCGGCGGGAGAAGACGCCCGACACGGCAAGCAGGGCUGCGCGAGCGAGCCGGAGGCCCCGCGCCGGGGAUGGGCCGCGGCGGGCGGCGGGGGCGGCGGGGGCCGGACGCCGGCAGCAGGGUGCGCGCCCCGGGAAGGGGAGGGGGCGGCGGCGAGGACCGCGGGAGGGCGACGGCGGCGGGCGGAGCGAGUCGUCGGGCCGUCGUCCGUCGCGCACGGCGCCAGUCGUCGCGCCGGGACCGUCGCCGUCCGUCCGCCGCGCGAGUCGUCCGUCCGUCGUCCGUCCGUCCGUCGCGCACCCACACGGCCGCCAGCCAGCUCCGGGGUCGGCGCCGGGUCCCAGCCAGGCGAGCGGCGGCGCGCCCAGGCCCGCCGUGGAUGGCCGAGCGGUCUAAGGCGCUGCGUUCAGGUCGCAGUCUCCCCUGGAGGCGUGGGUUCGAAUCCCACCCUGACACGCCCACCUUUUGGCCCGCCCAACGCGGGCUCUCCGCACCCGGGCCUGGACGACGCCCUGUCUGUCCCGCCUUACACGCCGCUGCGGGCUGCGGGCCGGGCUGCGGGCUGCGGCUGGCGGCGCCCUGGCACACGUGCCCGGGACCCACGCAGCUGCAGCGCCUCGGCCCUCCCGGCCACAGGCUUGGCGCCCCCGCGCCCUCCUCCGCCACCUCCCGCCUCUCCCUCCUUCAUCCCACGGCGGCCGGGCGGCUCGGCAAUCGGCAAGUCGGCGGCACGGCUCUCCGGGGGCUCCGUUUGCCCUCUUCCUUCCCGCCGCCGCCCCCUGCAGGCCAGCCGCGGGCCGAAAUGCCGGCAGCCCCGCGCGGGCCGGGCCACGCUCCCACUGAGGGGCGCCUCGCUCGCCUCCUCGCUCUCCCAGCCCCGCCCUACACCUCCCCCGCCCGCCCGCCGGGAGCGCGGGGUCCCCACGGCCUGUCCUUUCCGCCGGCCCCCAUUCAUUCCGUGGUCUCCACCCUCCGUCCCGGGGCGCCCGAGGCGUGGCCACCCGGAGGCCUCACCACGGCCACACGCCCGCAGGCGGGCAGCCGAGCCCUCGCGCGCCAGCAGAGACGGGACCACCCAGGCCCCAGUUCGCUGGGCCUGGCCCGGGGGGGAGGGGUGGGGUCCACCCCGCCCGUGGUUUGGCUCCCGGGGAGCCCCUGAGCGCAAGGCAGCCCUGCCUCCCGGGCCCCAUCCGCGCGGAAGCCGCUGCGGGGCCGGGGGGCUCCAGGACGCCAGCGCGCUCCCUCACCGCGCCGCCCGCCAGCCAGCAGCCGGCGGCCGCUCCGCCCAAGCGCACCUGGCCGGCCUCACCCCCACCGCAGCCCAGCCGGCCCCCGACGGAGAGCUGCGGGCAGAGCUCACACCGCCUUUCUUUGGCCUCUUGGCUUGGGCGCUACUCGGCGGGCCCCCAUCUCCGACGACGACACCGACGACCGACACACACGCGCACCCACACCCCCCCCCCCCCCCCGCGGCACCCCGGGAGCGCACACAAUCCGAGCUCCGGGCCCCAGCCGGCCCCGCCGGCGCGCACUGCACGGGCCGGAGAGCCAUCCGCCCAUGGGCCUUCGGGGGGGCGCCGGGAGGGAAGGGAAGGUCCGCGCUGAGCUGCGCCGGCCACGACGCCCCGCUGCCUGGGAAUCGGGCGCGGGUCAGGCUUGGCCAGGCUGCUCCUCCCGGCAGGACAGUGUCUGGCGGCGGCCCCGCCCCAGGGAGAGGGCGCAGGGUGAGCCGAGUCCGCCUCGGGGCCUCGCUGGGACCGUGGGCGCCGCGCGCCGGCCCGAGCCCGAGCCCGAGCCCGAGCCCGAGCCCUCGGCGCAUCUGCACGGGCGCGGAGCCUGUCUUGCAGACCGCGGGCCCGCCGCCCCCCCCGCGCAGCGGGUGCUCACCACUGGCCGUGCCGGGACGACGACGAGCGCCGCUGGGGAAGCCGUCUGGUGGCCGCCGCCACCGGUGCAUGGGUGGUUCAGUGGUAGAAAUUCUCGCCUGCACGGCGGGAGGCCCCGGGUUCGAUUCCCGGCACAUGCAGCGCGCCGCCCCCCUUUUGGCCGGCGCGCGCCCGGACUUCCUCGCGCACGCGCUCAAGCCACAGGGCUCUGAGCCUGAACCAGCUGUGCUCACGCCGGGGGCCCCUGCCCCUCCUGCCCCCCGGCCCCCGCUUCCCCCUUGA
This is a messenger RNA of Canis lupus familiaris (dog), 3144 nucleotides long. RefSeq names its product basic proline-rich protein-like. The record is from RefSeq and is a predicted model, not a curated record. The transcript has 2 exons. The coding region runs from base 1 to 3144 and encodes 1047 amino acids. Lineage: Eukaryota; Metazoa; Chordata; Mammalia; Carnivora; Canidae.